AUGCGAACAAUCAUCUCAAGCGACUUCGUCAUCUCAGAUAGAGGUGGGGUCGUUGAAAAUAGACACGCCGUCCACGCAGCGGUAGUAGACAGCACCGGAAAGCUACUCUACGCACUAGGUGACCCAUCACGCAUAACGCUCGCCCGAUCCGCGGCAAAACCCGCUCAAGCAGUCGCUAUUCUAGAAGCAGGGACAUUCGAAAAGUUCUCUUUCGACGAUGCAGACCUAGCUCUCAUGUGCGCUUCACAUAGCAGCGAAGAACGACAUAUUUCUCGUGCACAUGGGAUAUUAUCAAAAAUCGGUGCGUGUGAAGAGGAUCUGAAAUGCGGUGGUCAUAAGCCUGUGUCAGAAGCUGUGCAUCAUGCGUGGAUAAAGGCUGGAUUCACACCUACUCCGGCUUGUAGUAAUUGUUCCGGGAAGCAUGCUGGGAUGAUUGCUGCUACGAAGACACUUGGGGCUGAUGUGGGGAGUUACCAUUUACCGGAUCAUCCUUUGCAAUUGCGUAUCAGGGCAACCGUGGAUGAGAUCUGUGGGCUUGCUGAGCAGGAGUCGCUUUGGGGUCUGGAUGGUUGCAAUCUUCCUACUCCUGCCUUCCCGUUGAAAAUGUUGGGUCGCAUGUAUGUUUCUUUUGCUUCUGCUAUAGACUCUGAACAAAAGGAUAGUUCGCCGAGGAUCAAGGCACAAGCUAGUGUUUUCCGGGCCAUGUCUCAGAAUUCAGAAUUUGUUGCGGGCGAUGAUCGAUUUUGCACGGCUCUUAUGCAGGCUUUUGAUGGAUUGGUUAUUGGGAAGCUUGGUGCUGAUGGUUGUUAUGGGGUUGGGAUUCGGAAAUCGGCAUGUACGAGGCACAUUGGUGCGGAGGGCGCUGUUGGGUUUGCAGUCAAAAUUGAAGAUGGAAAUAUUGGGAUAUUGUAUUCUGCUGUUACUGAGAUUUUGGAACAACUUCAUAUUGGGGAGGCUUCUAUGCGUCUGCAAUUGGAUAGAUUCCAUUCUCCGGAGAUCAAGAAUACUGUGGGGGUUGUUACGGGGAAGGUGUUUCCCAGUUUCAAACUACAUCAAAUGCAAUGA
Messenger RNA from Penicillium angulare, 1065 nucleotides. Its product is annotated as asparaginase. Lineage: Eukaryota; Fungi; Ascomycota; Eurotiomycetes; Eurotiales; Aspergillaceae. The record is from RefSeq and is a predicted model, not a curated record. The transcript has a single exon. Bases 1 to 1065 code for a protein of 354 amino acids.